AUGGCUCGCGCGGCAGCCCUGGUCGCCGGCGGCGGCCUCCUCCUCCAGUGCCUCUACUGUUGCUCCCUCCUGGCCGCGGCGGCCGGCGCCGGCGGGCGGUACGAGGCCCUGUUCAACUUCGGGGACUCGCUGGGAGACACGGGCAACAUCUGCGUCAACAUGACGGCGGCGGACCAGCUCCUGCUCACCGUCGCGCACCCGCCCUACGGCAUGACCUACUUCGGCCGCCCCACCUGCCGCUGCUCCGACGGCCGCCUUGUCAUCGACUUCCUCGCUCAGGAGCUGGGCCUGCCGUUGCUCCCGCCGUCCAAGCUCCGGGGCGCGGACUUCCGCCGGGGCGCCAACAUGGCCAUCGUCGGCGGCACGGCGCUCGACUUCGCCUUCCUCGAGUCCAUCGGCCUCGGCUACCCGGUCUGGAACAACGGCGCCAUGAACGUCCAGAUCCAGUGGCUCCGGGACAUUCUUCCCUCCGUCUGCGGCGGCGGCGCGCCGCCGGGAGGACCUCGCUGCAGGGCCCACCUCGCCAAGUCCCUCUUCGUGUUCGGCCCCUUCGGCGGCAACGACUACAACGCCAUGCUCUUCUUCGGCUUCACCACGGAGCAUGCCAGGAACUACACGCCCAAGAUCGUCGACACCGUCGCCUCCGGCGUCGAGCAACUGAUACAGCUGGGCGCGGUGGACAUCAUCGUCCCGGGAGCACUGCCCGUGGGCUGCUUCGCAGUCUACCUGACGUUCCUCCCGAGCUCCAACCCGGCGGACUACGACGAGUACGGGUGCCUGAAGCCGCUCAACGAGCUCUCCGUCUACCAGAACGCCCUGCUCCAGCGGAGGCUCGCCGGGAUCCGGGAGCGGCACCCGGCGGCGCGGAUCAUUUACGCCGACUACUACGGCCACGUCGAGCGGAUGAUCCGCAGCCCGGCGCGCUUCGGGUUCCGCGACGGCGCCGUCCCGGCGUGCUGCGGCGCCGGCGGCGGCAGGUUCAACUUCGAGCUCGACGCGCGGUGCGGCAUGAAGGGCGCCGCCGCUUGCCCGGACCCGUCGACGCACGAGUCGUGGGACGGCGUCCACUUCACGGAGGCGGUGAACCGGCUGAUCGCCGAGGGGUGGCUCAGGGGACCCUACUGCCAUCCUCCCGUUGUGCUGCACUAG
Setaria italica (foxtail millet) is the source of this 1149-nucleotide messenger RNA. RefSeq names its product GDSL esterase/lipase At5g45910. Gene Ontology annotation, molecular function: hydrolase activity, acting on ester bonds. The coding region runs from base 1 to 1149 and encodes 382 amino acids. The transcript is spliced from 3 exons. NCBI's taxonomy places the organism in Eukaryota, Viridiplantae, Streptophyta, Magnoliopsida, Poales, Poaceae. The record is from RefSeq and is a predicted model, not a curated record.